Molecule: messenger RNA, 1958 nt
Organism: Zophobas morio
Lineage: Eukaryota; Metazoa; Arthropoda; Insecta; Coleoptera; Tenebrionidae
Gene: Cndp2
Product: Cytosolic non-specific dipeptidase 2
Exons: 6
Coding region: 228-1664 (478 amino acids)
Biological process (GO): proteolysis
Molecular function (GO): metallodipeptidase activity
Source: RefSeq, a predicted model, not a curated record
AUAUAUUUUCUUGUUAUUGCAUUUCCAAACUCCACUUAGUGACAAACAUUGCCUGCAGCAGCAAGUACAAGUAGUGGCUUUUAGAUUUUUAAACCCUAAAAUUACCUUAAGGAGGCUGCGACGUGUCAUCGCAUCGUGUUCAGUUGUCAAUAGGACGAUAACCUCAACCUUACAAUCCCACAUUUUAGAAAUUUAUACAAAACCUAUUUUGUUAUUUUAUUUCUACGAUGUCUCUCCCGGAACCUUUGCAAAAGCUCUUCAAUGAAAUAGACAAAAAUAAGCAAUCCUUUAUUAACACCCUAAAAGAAGCGGUAGCAAUUCAGUCAGUCUCAGCAUGGCCCCAGAAAAGAGGGGAAGUAAGAAGAAUGGUAGAAUGGACCCAAAAAAUGAUGGAAAAAUUGAGCAUCACCACCGAACUAAGAGAAUUGGGAAAACAGACUCUCCCUGACGGAAAAGUUAUUGACUUGCCACCAGCAGUUUUUGGCACUUUGGGAACAGACCCAAAAAAGAAAACUGUGUUGAUUUAUGGCCAUUUGGAUGUCCAACCCGCCCUUAAAGAAGAUGGUUGGGAUUCAGAACCUUUUGUUUUAACUGAGCGCGACGGCAAAUUGUAUGGCAGAGGUUCUUCUGAUGAUAAAGGACCAGUAUUAUGUUGGCUGCAUGCUAUUCAAUGCUAUCAGAAAUUGAAAAUUGAUAUUCCGGUCAAUAUCAAGUUCAUUUUUGAGGGAAUGGAAGAAUCUGGAAGUGUAGGAUUAGAUGAAUUGGUUAAUUCUGAAAAAGGAAAGUUUUUGAAUAACGUGGAUUAUGUAUGCAUUUCUGAUAAUUACUGGCUGGGUACCAAGAAGCCCUGUGUAACUUAUGGUUUGAGAGGGGUGUGCUAUUUCUUCAUUGAACUUGAGUGUGCUGCUAAAGAUUUGCACAGUGGCGUUUUUGGGGGUACUGUGCAUGAAGGUAUGACUGAUUUGGUUUAUUUACUAAGUACUUUAGUAAAUAAAGAUGGAAGAAUUCAAGUGACUGGAAUAUAUGAUGAUGUUGCCCCCCUGUCAAAAACAGAGGGUGACAUUUAUAAAAAAAUUGAUUUUGAUGUAAAUGACUACCGCAGUGAUGUUGGUUGCACCCAACUUUUGCAUAAUGAAGAUAAAGAACAGAUUCUGAUGCAUAGAUGGAGAUAUCCAUCUUUGUCUAUUCAUGGUAUAGAAGGGGCUUUUGCUGAACCGGGAGCCAAAACUGUUAUUCCUGGGAAAGUCAUUGGAAAGUUCUCUAUUAGAAUAGUUCCAAAUCAAACGCCUGAAAAAACAGAGAAGUACGUUGUUGACUACCUGGAGCAGAAAUGGAAAGAAUAUGGAAGUCCUAAUAAAAUGAAAGCAUACAUGACUGAUGGUGGAAAUCCCUGGACUGAAGAUCCAACCCAUCCUCAUUACACUGCUGGCUUUAAUGCCACAAAACAUGUGUAUAAAGUGGAGCCUGAUUUUACACGUGAGGGUGGCUCAAUUCCAGUGACUUUGACAUUCCAACAAGCAACUGGAAAAAAUGUUAUUCUUUUGCCAGUUGGUGCUGGAGAUGAUGGUGCUCACUCUCAAAACGAAAAAAUUGAUAUAAGAAACUAUGUUGAAGGAACCAAACUACUUGGUGCUUACCUUUAUGAAGUUGGUCAAUUACAGUAGUGGGGUAAUGGUAAGAUUUAUAUACACUGAUGUGUACAUUUUAUAUUGAAAUGCCUGAUAUUUGUUUAUUGCUAAAUAUUAGCAAAGUAUUUUUGUAUCUUUAGACCUAACAAUGUAUCCAGUUAUUUUAUCCAAAAAAGCUACAUUUUUAUCCUUUUACUGUGUUAGUUAAAUAUUAAAAACAAAUUACAUAAGCGCAAUUAUUAUUCUAGUAGUACCUAAUUAAUCGUUUCUUUCACUUACUUUGCUUUUUGUUGUGUGUCUACUUUGAUUAAUAAAGGUCAUUUUAUUUUA